This is a messenger RNA of Octodon degus (degu), 786 nucleotides long. Its product is annotated as prolactin-like. Gene Ontology annotation, cellular component: extracellular region. Gene Ontology annotation, biological process: mammary gland development; female pregnancy; response to nutrient levels. The record is from RefSeq and is a predicted model, not a curated record. The transcript is spliced from 5 exons. The coding region runs from base 1 to 786 and encodes 261 amino acids. Gene Ontology annotation, molecular function: prolactin receptor binding; hormone activity. NCBI's taxonomy places the organism in Eukaryota, Metazoa, Chordata, Mammalia, Rodentia, Octodontidae.
AUGCAUGCUCAUGUUCAAAGAUACAGAGAUGCAAGGCAGAAUGUGAAAAAUGCCUGCGGUGGAGCGCUCGGGCGAUACCCGCACUGUGGGCGGAAUGAGCACCACGAGUUCAAGCACAGACCAAGCAACUGCUUGUGUUGGCUGGUCCUGCUGCUGCUGCUCAUGUCAAGCCUGCUCCUGUUUGAGGACGUGGCCUCCAGUGUCUGCGACCAGAAACGCAUCCAGAACUAUGGAAAGCAGAUUCUACCCUUGAUCCCUGAGGCUCACGUCAUGUUCUACUUCAGUAAAUCACUCAUGAAUGAAUAUGAGAAGAAAUAUUUCAAUGGACCAUUCCCCUUGAUUGUACCUUUUGAUGUUUGCCACACAGCCAUCACCCCUGCUCUGGAUGACAGAAGCCACGAAUGGGGGAUUAAACAUGUACAGCGUCUCAAAUAUGUGCUCAGUUUAUUGAACUCCUGGAGGGAAUCCAUGAAAAUCCUUCUAAAUGAAGCAUAUCACCUGUUGGAAUUUAGUACUUCUGUGAAAUACCACAUCAAUCAACGUUCAGGGCUUAACCAGCAUCUUCAAGAAGUCCUAAUACAGCUUUCCAGCCAGUUUGAUUAUGAAAUUACAACAGAUGUGGAAUACGCUCCCUAUAGAGGACUUCAGAACCUGCAAUCAAAUGUAGAACUUGUUCGCCUCUUUAGUUUUCAGAACUUUUUCCGCUGCAUGUUUUAUGAUAACCGUAAAAUUGUUGAGUACCUGAAGGAGUUGUUGGUUGAUGUUCUUAAGUACAAUAAAUGCUGA